Messenger RNA from Pelobates cultripes (western spadefoot toad), 273 nucleotides. The record is from the annotation of a GenBank genome assembly. Lineage: Eukaryota; Metazoa; Chordata; Amphibia; Anura; Pelobatidae.
AUGCCUGCACCCGUGGCGCAACCCCCGGAAAGAGUUCUGGCUCGAUGCCUCACUCCUGAACGGAAGAUUCAGAGGGUCCGGGGUCCGCGCCCCGGGCUGCGACACCGUCGACCGAGAAACCAACACCCCCCUCCAAAGACAGUGAAGUUGGUUCAUGGACACGAGGAAAGGGAACCUGAUAACACCCGAUGCUGUUACUCUGAUGCGGCUUGGCGCGGAGACGCAGGAGGGGACAAGAUACUGCUGCACAAGCCUGCCAUGGGCAUAGGCUGA